Prorocentrum cordatum is the source of this 1757-nucleotide messenger RNA. Lineage: Eukaryota; Dinophyceae; Prorocentrales; Prorocentraceae. The record is from the annotation of a GenBank genome assembly.
GAGCAGGGAGUCGUGCCUGGCCCUGGUGGACGGCUUCCUCGACCACCAGGUAGACGGUGGGCUCGGCCUGCUCCAGGCCCAGACGGGCUCGCUCGGCGGCGGCCCCUGCGGCCACCUGUGCGGGCUCCCGCCCGCGCUCGACCGGUCGGACGUCUACGACAACGCCCUGGCCGCGAUCUACUACGUGAAGCGCGGGCGGCUGGAGGAGGCGAGGCGAAUCCUCGACGUCUUCACGUCUCUCCUGUACCCCGGGGACCUCCGGCCAUCGUCCACGUUUCCAGGCCAGCGGGGCGGCAUCCAGUUCCCCGGCACCGUCUACCAUGGCCUCCCCUCUGGCCGCCCGCUGACGCUGCUGGCCGCGGCCUACCGGUCCACGAUGAAGGCGCGCGCGGGCCAGUACUGGGGCGUCGAGGUCAUGGACGGGGCCGUGGACACUGGCAACAACGCCUGGGCGGCUCUCGCGUUCGCCCACUACGCCGCCGCGGCUGGAGCGAAGUCCCGCCCGGAGGCCAGGUGCUACGCGGCGGUCGCGCGGGAUGUCCUGGCGGCGCUGGCCAAUGCCAGCGUGUGCGGCGAUUCGCUGGGCGGCUACCUGGGGAGACUCCCCCCCUUCCCGGCCAACUACCGCUCCACGGAGCACAACCUCGACGUGGCAGCGCUCGCGCGCGCGCUGGGCGACGCCGCAGUCUCAGCGCACGCCGAGCGCUUCGUGCGGCAGAUGCACGCGCGCCGGCCGGACUACCCGCGGGCGUACGCCACGGGCACGGGCAAGAGCAGCCCCGGGGAGGAGCGCUGCGGCAGCUCGGUGCCCGCGUCCGCGCCCGUGGCCGCCGACGCGCAGUUCUGGACCCUGCUGGCGGGGGCAGACCCCGGAGGCUGGCGCGCCGCCGACGCCGUGUGGUGGGCGCUGCAGAGACCGGAGGGGCCCGAGGGCUCGCGGGAGGCGACGCAGGGCAUGUGGGAGUCCGACGCAGAUGUCGUCGGGGCGGGCAACGAUAGCGUUGCGGCCCCCAGGCUGAACGGUACCCGCUUCACCAACUGGGGCACCGGCGUCCAGUGGGAGGUGACUGCCAGCGCGACGAUAGCAAUGGUCAAGAGCGGGCAGCAGCUCGGCGGCGAGGCAGAUCCGCGGCUGGCCCGCCGCAUCGACGAGGCCAGGAACUCCUUGUACCACCUGCUCGUCAGGUACGGCGGCGUUCCUGCAAGCGUGCUGGGCGGCAACUACGAGGCAUGGCGGCGAAACCUGCACCACUCGGCGUACCCGGGCGGCUCCGACACGGGCAUCGGCUGGAGCUACUUCCGGUACCUGCACGUGGCCUCGACGGCCUGGACUGGGCUGCUGCUCCUGUACCAGGCCGACGCGGCCUCGCCCGUCCUCGAGGACGCCAACCCGCUGGGCCUGCCGGCCCACGCGGUGCCCCACGGCCGCGCCGACCUGUCCUGCCUGCCCCCGCCGCCACGGCGCACGGCCUGAGGGGCCACCGCGGCGGGCGGCCCGGGCCGUGCCACGAAGCGUUCGUGGCCCUCGAGCUCCCCUCGCGUCCCCGACGAGGUCUACAGACAGCCUGAGGACCGCGACGCGCUGCCUGGGCCGAAGGCGGCGCGGGCGGCCGGCCACGCGAGCCAGACCGCGGACGAGCCUGCGAGACAAACGAGGCCCAGCGUCCUGAAGCGUCCUGAAGAAGACCAGGGUGCUCGGGCCCGCCGGGCGUGGCCCGCCCGGCCGGCGCCCGAGGCCUGUCGCAGGAACUCCGCCG